Messenger RNA from Plenodomus lingam JN3, 210 nucleotides. The record is from RefSeq and is a predicted model, not a curated record. Lineage: Eukaryota; Fungi; Ascomycota; Dothideomycetes; Pleosporales; Leptosphaeriaceae.
AUGAACACGACGCUCACCACGUGGCGGCGAACUUGCAGACGCAUCAAGCGGCGCAACAUCACCUCGCAUACCAUCAUGUACCCGCCACGCCGCAUUCACCACCCGAUCCGCACGCGCCUGCUCCGCAUCGUACAGCUCGUCAUCGCGCGCCCACUUGCUGUUAAACUCGUUAAUAUAGCGCUGUGGAAUCGGUUCCUGAUACCUACGUGA